This is a messenger RNA of Triticum turgidum subsp. durum (durum wheat), 2064 nucleotides long. Lineage: Eukaryota; Viridiplantae; Streptophyta; Magnoliopsida; Poales; Poaceae. The record is from the annotation of a GenBank genome assembly.
AUGUCAGACUGCGCCAGGAAUAGAUUCAAUGAGGAAGAAGACUUCCAAGUUGUUUUGGGCAAAGGAAAUCCUGGAGAGUCAUCUUGCCAGCAACAUACCAAGUGGAUGGCACACUGGACCAGAGCAAGCAGCAGUCCAUAUGGCAAGAGCUGUAGUCCUUUGGAGGAUGCCAACAAUAGCAAUUGCACAAAAAAUUCUGAGACUUCACCUUUUGAGCUUAGGAAAUUCACCGUGGCUGAAAGGCUAAUGUUGGGAAGAAACCAUGAAGGAAUUUCAAUGAAGAAUGUGCCGCGAUUAGACCCUAACAUGUGGGGCGUGGCGCAUGAUGCUUGGCAAGAAGCUGAACAGACCAAAAUUGAAUGGCGAGAUGGGCAUUUUCAAAGCUGUAAGAUCCAGAUGCAGAAAGAUGAAAAUUUCUAUGCCAAGAGGGUAGUAUCAGAAACACUUUCCGUUUGCAGGCUUUCAGACCUACCAUUGAAUUUUCAGAAACUUGUGAGCUCAGAAGAGAACCCUGAUGAUUCACAUUGUAACCAGAUUCCUAUGUUGUCAUUCAAUCAGAAAGUGGAAAGUAUAGUCAGCCCAAAGCGGAAGUAUGCGACCGGUACUGUGUUCGAUGAUCUCUUUGUGCCACAACAAAUUCCGAAGCUAAACGUUGCUCCAUCUCGAAUGACUGACAUGGUCAUGGAUCGUUGCAAACCUUCGGGGAGCAUCAAACAUCCCCUAGAAGACCCUACCUGCCUCGUUUCUGAUCAUUCAGGGAAGAAAUUAAAAGUUGACAAUAACUCAUCGUCAGAUUGUCGAAUAGAUGAGCAGGAUACAGUUCACUAUUUUGCAAACCCAAAUCAGGAGCCACCCAGCAGAUGUGGUGAAAAGCAGUUCAAUCUUUCAGAAAACAGUGACAAGGGCCAAACAGUUGGAGGUGCCCCUCAGAAUCACAAGUCAAGAACACCUACUAGACUCAGAAAACAUGAAGUUGCUGCAGGAGUCAUGCUUUCGACGCCAGUACUUGGUAAAGAAUACGAGACCAAAGCAAUCAAUUACUUUAUGAACAGCAAGCAGGAUGAUGAGGAUUUUUAUGUUGCAAGUCAUUUGAUAUCUGAUAAGCACCAUGAUCUGAAUACCCACAGAAUGGAAUAUGCAGCGAAUGUAACGGACUCCUGCAUGUUCCCUGAUCCAGCUGCAAGCAUACUGGCAACAAAUAGUAAGGGUGGCGCAGUGACCCGUGAAAGACAACCAGUGGACAGAUUUACAGAUUCUGUUGAACAAAACGGUCCCUGUUUAUUUGAAAUGCUGACAAUCCCUUCCAAAUCACAAAGUACGUACCCGAUAGAUUUGCUGUCUUCUUGCAGUCCUUUAUUUGGAGCCCAGAACCAAUUCUCACCUAAAGCUAAAACAAUGCAUGGAGAUUCACAACAUGUGUCAAAGUCCUCAGCAGGCACCGAUUCAUCUUUGAUGCAAAAGGACAAUGGGUGCGCAGAAAGAGCAAAUGAGCAGCUGGCAACUCUGUCCAUUGAAGGAUCACCAAGAUACAACAAAGAAAACAUAUUUCGCAAAGUCAAUGCCAAUCACUCGACGCCGGAAACAGAAAUCAUGGACUUGGACCCCCCGCUGUUCCAAAGCAGCACAAGAAAUCAAGUCCCCAACGACACGGAUCGAUUGUCGGCGGGUGCCGAUCCAAGCGACAAAUGGCUCAAGCGCCUGCUCCAUAACACCACAGACCCUCAUGUCCACCGUUCCAAGAGGCCCAGAACCGGAGACUAUCGUCCGGUUGGAGGAGCAGGUGGAAUGUCCGGCACCUACAUUGCCGACCAUGUUGAAGCAAGGCGUGUUCGCUGCUGGAUAGGAAGAUUGUGCCGGGGUGGCGUCGCCCCUGUUUCGCACGGAGGACCAGGGCAGGGAACAAGAGAAGCAGCGGAGCCUGACGUCGCGGCCAGGGAACUUGGAGGCCAUUUCCCGAGCAUCAAGGCGAUGGCGAUGAUCGGGCGGAUGAUGAGCAAGGUCCGGCCAUUUGAUUAUGAAAGGAAGGGACCUUGUGUUAUGUGGAAGGCAGAGGAAGGAGCCUGA